Molecule: messenger RNA, 828 nt
Organism: Camelina sativa (false flax)
Lineage: Eukaryota; Viridiplantae; Streptophyta; Magnoliopsida; Brassicales; Brassicaceae
Source: RefSeq, a predicted model, not a curated record
CACACAUCUCUCUCUAACAUGCUCAACACACGCACACGUCUACGCCUUUAUAUAAAUACACAAACACAUGCACACGAAUCUUUAAGCUUCUUCACAGAUUCAAGAAACCCUCUUAAAGAAAUCUAAAACUUUACCCUUUUUAUCGCAAAACCACAAAUCUUUUUUUUUUCUUUAGCUUUCUUGAUUUCCAAAUCUUGAUUAUUUAGUCGUUGCUUCAAGAACUCGUUUACGUUCGCGUGCGUACGUUUAUGUCGACGACGAUGAAGAGACCGGGCUGCAGCUCAGAUUCCGACGAUCGACGGCGGCAGCCCAGUCGUCUACAAAAACGUCCUCCGGCGUUAAACAUCGUUCCGGCGACUCCGGCCGCUAAUAGCUGGAAAACGGCUAUACCUCUCCUCUCGCCGUUAGCUCUUUCACCUGAAUCAUCACUCGUCGACCAACCACCGGUUGAGAUUCAGAAGACGGCGGCGGCGGUUGAGAAAACGCCGGUUUUCAAGAAAUGGCAGCAUCCGGCGGCGCCGUUCUAUUACGAGUCAUCGACGUUUGUUCCACCGUUUGUUCCGGUUUAGUUUUUGGUUUAGAGAUCCAACGGCUCAAAAGUACAGUUUUUUUUUCUUCUAUGUUUGGGUUUUGUGUAGAUCUAACGGCCCAGAAAACGCGUUUUGUUUUAACAACUCGCGUUUUUAUUUUACUAUUUUGUGGUUGGAACAAACGCGAUUUUCGUUUAGAAUUUAAUAAAUGAGUACGAUUGUUAUAUUAAUUAGCAUGUUUAUUAUGUUACUACUGGUCUUGUGGUCCGAACGUAUAAGCAAAAGUCCAAUUUAGUUA